AUGGUACGAACACGUGGUCAGCUGGCAACUGGGAAUGUAGGACUUGAGAAUGGUGCAGCGGUACCCGUCAAAAAGAAGAAGGGGGUGAAUAAGCGGAAAGAAGCAGCGGCGAAUACACCAGGAUACCUGGUACCCUACACCUUCCCUGGUUGUUCCUCUCCAGCACCACCCGAGUACUCAUUAGCUAUACCUAAAGCUCUAGCCGAUGACGAUCACACCAGCCUGCACUCUGGCAGUAGGUACGAAGAUGUCGCUUCUCGAUUAGUCCGUCUGAUGGCCAAGAUGCCUCAUGUCAGUCUGUUCCCUUAUCCCAUGACCGCGUUGAAAGCACCCAAGCGCCGUCUCCGUCACGAUCGAGGGAAACCCGUCAAAACUGGUGAUGAUAGAUUCUCAUUCACCUCAACGGCUAUGAUCCGAUGGGAGAAGGGUGAGAAGAAGAUUAGAAUGGGUAUUUUCAUAGAUUAUCAAAAAGGUCAUGAAACGGCUCAUGCUUGGGGAAUCGCGAUCGUCGAUCUGGACCAGGGUAAACAGAUAGUUUUAUAUGAUCCUUCCAGCUCAAAUACAUAUCAAGCUCGAGGCGAAGUUCUAUACGAAGAUGACAUUGGAUCGCCUCAACGCAACUUAUGGAAGAUGCUCAAGAGCACCAAGAAGGUGAAGGACGGGAGGAUUAAUGCGAAGAAGGUGUUCUGGGGAGGAGGACCUCCAAACGUCGUACCAGGUGAGAAUAGAUGUUUAGAAGAGACGAUGCGAUGGAUGGAAAGUUGUACGAAUGAAGAAUACUUCGACGAGGCAAACUUGUUGAACAACGGAUUUGUUGAAGUGUACUUCAAUCCUAAUCCUACGAGCCGACGAAGAAUAAGAGCAGCUGGAGAAGAGCAUUUGCAGGGUGGUCGUGCGAAUGAUGAUCUGGAUCAAGCUGAUAGUCAGAAUCAAGAAUCGCUGAACGAUGCCGCUGAAGAUGGUGAAGAGGAGAACCAGGACAUCAUCUCGAAUGCGACCACAGAGAAUCCUGACGAUGUCGACUAUCUUGACGAAGGGAGUUCUGACGAAGAUCGAUGGACAUGA
This is a messenger RNA of Kwoniella botswanensis, 1065 nucleotides long. RefSeq lists its product as uncharacterized. The coding region runs from base 1 to 1065 and encodes 354 amino acids. The transcript has 2 exons. NCBI's taxonomy places the organism in Eukaryota, Fungi, Basidiomycota, Tremellomycetes, Tremellales, Cryptococcaceae. The record is from RefSeq and is a predicted model, not a curated record.